UUCCCCUCCAGUGAAUAACAUCACAUUAGCACGCUGCUGCGCACGUUACACGCGCUGUGGAUUUAGGAGUGAAAGACUACAAGAGGAUUAAACUGCAGCUAUUAAUCAGAUUUGAAAGGGUGAUGGAAGGAAGUUCACAGUCAUCACUGUCAGGAGAAGACUCUUCCAGCAAAGAGCGCUCUUUACCUGAGGAGGAGAAUGAACUGCAGUCUGAGCCGGUGGAGGAGGCGGCGCAGGGGGAAUCUCUUCUCUCUGGCGAGGAGCAGUUAACCAUCAUCACAGAGAGCAUGUCAAUCACCUCCUCUGAUGAGGAGAAGCUUCAGCUCCUCAACAAAAACACUGAACUCCGGAGACUCAACAAAGAGCUGAUGAAGCUGAACGAGGAGUGGGAUCACAUCUAUCACAGCACGAGUGUGGGCCUCCAGCAGCGCGUGGCGGCCCUCGAGGAGGAGAGCAGGGCCCUCAAACAGCUCAACAGCCGACUGCUGCUCAAAGUAGAACAUGAACAGAACAAGAGGGAAUAUUAUGAACAAACACUGAUGCAGGAACUGAAGAAAAACCAGCAUCUGCAGGAGUAUAUCAGACUGCUGGAGAGCCGACUGCACCAAACAGACCUUCAGCAGUGGACUAGAGGAACUCAGACCCCAGAUAUCAGUGGCUCCUCAGGCUCUCAGCUGGUCCAGGGCUCAUCUAAGCCAUCCCUGGAUGUGCGGUCAACUCCAGGGCUUCCUGCGUCUCCAAGCACAAAGUCCAGUCUCAGACUGGCUGGCAUGGGAAUAGAGUCUCAAUCUGACCCUGUAAGAGAAGUUCGGGAUCUUAAAGAACAGCUGGAGGCGCUGCGGUGUCAGACUAAAAUCUACGAGGCUGAUUAUAAAAUCGAGCAUAAGGACCAUGAGCGCAUGCUGCAGGAGAAUAAGCGUCUGCGGCGCAGAGAGGCAGAUAUGCGUCAACAGAUGGCACUGCUGCAGGAGCAGCUGAAGGUGUACGAGGAUGAUUUCCAGAAGGAGCGCUCAGACAAACGCAUCCUCCAGAGACUGCUGAUGAAGAAGUCUCCAGCCGAGAAAGACCCGGUUCUGGUGCAUCGCUGCAACAACGAGCAGGACCGGCCCAGAUCAGACAGGAGAAAGCCCAGAGACGAGCAGCGCGGCGGAUACGUCUGUCCCAAACACUGCGAGCAUCACGGCCAGCUGGACUUCCCCUGAACGCCCACAGAGCCAUCCAUCACAUUAAACAAAUGAACACAAGCUACUCUGUAUCUUUAAAAAUUUAAAAGUUCCUUUGUAACUGCUUUAUUUAUAUGAGGUUCUUAUUUUUUUAUUGUAUUUUGCUUUUAAUAUUGUUGAAAGGACUGUGUUUGUACAAUGACUAUGUGGGAACUGUGCACUUGUGUAAAUAAAUCUGGACCACUUCACUGAC
This is a messenger RNA of Onychostoma macrolepis, 1416 nucleotides long. RefSeq names its product periplakin. Gene Ontology annotation, biological process: cellular response to lipopolysaccharide; regulation of transcription by RNA polymerase II. Bases 123 to 1202 code for a protein of 359 amino acids. The transcript is spliced from 7 exons. NCBI's taxonomy places the organism in Eukaryota, Metazoa, Chordata, Actinopteri, Cypriniformes, Cyprinidae. The record is from RefSeq and is a predicted model, not a curated record.